Torulaspora globosa is the source of this 861-nucleotide messenger RNA. It is a transcript of the gene TRM8, whose product is annotated as tRNA (guanine46-N7)-methyltransferase. Gene Ontology annotation, biological process: tRNA methylation; RNA (guanine-N7)-methylation. Gene Ontology annotation, molecular function: tRNA (guanine(46)-N7)-methyltransferase activity. The transcript has a single exon. Gene Ontology annotation, cellular component: tRNA methyltransferase complex. Lineage: Eukaryota; Fungi; Ascomycota; Saccharomycetes; Saccharomycetales; Saccharomycetaceae. The record is from RefSeq and is a predicted model, not a curated record. The coding region runs from base 1 to 861 and encodes 286 amino acids.
AUGAAGACUAAACCGCUAAGCCAAGACCCUGGCUCCAAAAGAUACGCCUACCGUGUCAAUAAGGAAGAGAAUCGUAAAGAGCUUAAACAUGUCAAGAUCGAUGAGAACUCCGUUGCUCAGAAGAACGGGAAGCUAGAUUUGCCAAAGAAAAAAUUCUAUCGCCAGAGGGCUCACUCCAAUCCCUUCUCAGAUCACCAAUUGGAUUAUCCAGCCAGUCCUGAUGAAAUGGACUGGUCCAAGCUUUAUCCGCACUUCUAUGAUCAGGAAACCGGGAAGAUGGCCAAGCAAGUUACGAUUGCGGACAUCGGUUGCGGUUUCGGCGGUUUAAUGGUCGACCUAUCUCCCGAGUUCCCAGACGAGCUGAUCCUGGGAAUGGAAAUUCGAGUGCAAGUCACCAACUAUGUUGAAGAUAGAAUCAUCGCAUUGCGAAGCAAUCAUGCCAAGGAGGAGGGCUAUCAGAACAUCAAUGUCCUGAGGGGCAAUGCGAUGAAGUUCUUGCCCAAUUUUUUCCAUAAGGGACAGCUAUCGAAGAUGUUCUUCUGCUUCCCUGAUCCGCACUUCAAGCAGAGGAAGCACAAGGCCAGGAUCAUCACAAACACCCUGCUGAGUGAAUACGCAUACGUACUUAAGGAGGGCGGUGUUGUCUACACCAUUACAGAUGUCGAAGAUUUGCACCAUUGGAUGGUUAAACAUUUGGAAGAGCAUCCACUCUUUGAAAGGUUAAGCGAGUCUUGGGAGAACGAAGAUAAAUGUGUGUCCAUAAUGAGAAAUGCCACAGAAGAAGGUAAGAAAGUCGAAAGGAAGAGGGGCGACAAGUUCGUCGCUUGCUUCAGGAGAGUCCAAACUCCCGAGAUAAUAUAA